Messenger RNA from Rhagoletis pomonella (apple maggot), 335 nucleotides. RefSeq lists its product as uncharacterized. Lineage: Eukaryota; Metazoa; Arthropoda; Insecta; Diptera; Tephritidae. The record is from RefSeq and is a predicted model, not a curated record.
CCUCAUCUUCACAAACGCUGUAUCUGAUACAACCAAGCCCAAGUACAACAACUUCUUUGGACAGUGCAACUUCGUCUGCUAUUCAAUCAUUUAUCAAUGACGCGUGUCAAAAAGCCAUUGAAAAGGUGGAAGAACGUAACAAGCUCAUAUUGCUCAGAGUUACGGAGGAAAUUCAAGGGCUGCGUAAAGAUGUUGGCGAAUUGCGGAAAGCGGUAUCUCAUAAUAACUCUACCAUUUUACCAACCAGACUGUUUAACACCGUUGAAGAUUUUCUUCAGUUUGAGAAAGCUGUUCAGGAAGAUAUAGAUAAAUUCUCCUUGCUGGUAAGAAACUAA